Messenger RNA from Loxodonta africana (African savanna elephant), 5099 nucleotides. It is a transcript of the gene THSD7B, whose product is annotated as thrombospondin type 1 domain containing 7B. The record is from RefSeq and is a predicted model, not a curated record. The coding region runs from base 279 to 5099 and encodes 1606 amino acids. The transcript is spliced from 27 exons. Lineage: Eukaryota; Metazoa; Chordata; Mammalia; Proboscidea; Elephantidae. Gene Ontology annotation, cellular component: plasma membrane. Gene Ontology annotation, biological process: actin cytoskeleton organization.
UGUUUUGUUUUGUGGUACAUAGGGUUGCUAUGAGUUGGAACGGAUUCAAUGGCACCUAACAACAACAAGGAGUGAAAACAUGGCUAAUUAGCAGCUAACCUUAAAUUUUAAUAUUAUAUGUACUCUCCUUCUAUGGUAACGGGAAAAUUUGUAAUACCAUCACGCUGAAGGUUCUAACAGUCAAUGUGAGAUUUUAUAAUUUCUAUACAGAAGAAACUUAUCUGAUUUUCUUUUUUCUUUUAGAAAUAGAAAAGCCGAGAGGCUGAAAAAUCUGAAGAAUGUCUCUGAAGGGUGAUCUGGCUGUCACUCCCUGGGUGUGGGGGACCAUGAGGAAGCGAUUUCUGUUCCUUUCUCUCUUACUGUCCCAUGCAGCUCAUUUGGAAGGCAAAAAGGAUCAUCAGUUCGUCUGGAAACCAGGCCCCUGGGGAAGGUGUACAGGAGACUGUGGGCCGGGCGGAGUCCAGAGUCGCGCAGUGUGGUGUUUUCACGUGGAAGGGUGGACAAGCCACUUGUCAAGCUGUGAUGAAAGCAACAAACCUGCCAAGGAAAGAAGUUGUUUUCGAGUCUGUGACUGGCACAGUGACCUCUUCCAGUGGGAGGUUUCCGACUGGCACCACUGCGUGCUUGUUUCUAACGCCCACGGGGAGGUCAAGCCUCGGACUGCCGAGUGUGUGACCGCUCAGCACGGACUCCAGCACCGGACAGUGCGCUGCAUUCAGAAGCUGAACAGGACCGCAGCUGCAAAUGAAAUUUGUGAACAUUUUGCCCCUCAGCCCCCCACGGAACAAGCCUGCCUCAUUCCGUGCCCUCGGGACUGUGUCGUAUCUGAGUUCUCACCGUGGUCCCCAUGUAGCAAGGCCUGUGGGAAGAAACUGCAGCACAGGACUCGCGCGGCCAUUGCGCCCCCUCUGUACGGCGGCCUGCAGUGUCCAAACCUGACUGAGUCCAGAGCUUGUGACGCUCCGGUUUCCUGUCCUCUUGGGGAAGAGGAAUAUACGUUUAGACUUAAGGUUGGCCCAUGGAGUAAAUGUAGACUGCCUCAUUUUAAGGAAAUUAACCUAAACGAAAGAACUGUCUUGGAUUUUAGCUCUGACUCAAAGGAGCGAGUCACCUUUAGCCAUCAAAGUUACAAGCCACAUCACCAUUCCAAGCCAUGGGACUUAGAGAUAGGUUAUCAGACCCGACAGGUUUGGUGUACCAGAAGUGAUGGGAAAAAUGCUAUGUUAAGCCUGUGCAUGCAAGACUCCUUCCCUUUGACUGUUCAAUCCUGCAUCAUGCCGAAGGACUGUGAAACCACCGAGUGGACCUCCUGGAGUCCUUGCUCUAAGACGUGUCGCUCAGGAAUUCUCUCUCCAGGCUUUAGGAGUAGGAGCAGGAAUGUGAAGCACAUUGCCAUUGGAGGUGGGAAGGAGUGUCCUGAACUUCUUGAGAAAGAGGCCUGCGUUGUUGAGGGAGAGCUGUUGCUGCCGUGUCCCAGGUAUUCCUGGAGGACCUCUGAAUGGAAAGAAUGCCAAGUCUCUCUCCUCCUUGAGCAGCAGGAUCCCCAGUGGCAUGCGACAGGACCCGUUUGUGGUGGUGGCAUCCAGACCCGGGAGGUGUACUGUGCCCAGAGCGUACCGGCAUUCACUGCACAGAGGGCCAAGGAAGUUUCUAGACCUGUGGAAAAGACAUUGUGCUUGGGACCUGCCCCUGUGGCCUCUCAGCUCUGCAGCAUCCCUUGCUCCACGGACUGCAUCGUCUCGUCCUGGUCUGCCUGGGGCCUGUGCACCCAUGAAAGCUGCCGUGAUCCUCAGGGGAGGAAAGGAUUUAGAACAAGGCAGCGCCAUGUCCUUAUGGAACCCACAGGGCCGGCGGGACAUUGCCCUCAUUUGGUGGAAUCUGUUCCUUGUGAGGACCCGAUGUGCUAUCAAUGGCUGGUAUCUGAAGGGAUCUGUAUCCCUGAUCAUGGCAAAUGUGGUCUGGGGCACCGUAUUCUGAAGGCCAUCUGCCAGAAUGACCAAGGAGAAGAUGUUUCAGGGAGUCUCUGCCCAGCACCUCCUCCUCCAGAACGGAUGGCUUGUGAAAUCCCCUGCCGAAUGGACUGUAUGGUGAGCGGGUGGACAGAAUGGUCCUCCUGUUCCCAGUCCUGUUCAAAUAAAAACUCAGAUGGGAAACAGACUAGAUCGAGGACGGUCCUGGCAUUGGCUGGAGAAGGUGGAAAACCAUGUCCCCCUAGCCAGGCCCUCCAAGAAUAUCGUUUAUGCAAUGACCAUUCCUGUAUACAACUCUACUGGGAGACAUCGCCUUGGGGCCCCUGUUCUAAAGACACACUGGUGACUGCCCUUAAUGCAACCAUUGGCUGGAAUGGAGAAGCUACGUGUGGUGUGGGCAUUCAGACACGGAGGGUCUUCUGUGUUAAAAGUCAUGUAGGACAAGUGAUGACCAAAAGAUGUCCAGAUUCUAGUCGGCCAGAAACAGUGCGCCCGUGUCUUCUCCCAUGUAAAAAAGACUGUGUUGUGACACCAUUCAGUGAGUGGACUCCCUGCCCGAGGUUGUGCCAACCAGGAAAUGCCACAGUAAAACAGUCUCGAUACAGGAUUAUCAUCCAAGAAGCAGCCAAUGGAGGCCAAGAAUGCCCAGAUACCUUAUUUGAAGAGAGAGAGUGUGAAGAUGUUUCAUUCUGCCCAGUGUAUCGGUGGAAGCCACAGAAAUGGAGCCCUUGUGUCUUAGUCCCAGAGUCUGUCAGGCAGGGAAUAAUGGGCACCAGUGAAGCCUGCGGAAAGGGGCUACAGAAGAGAGCUGUCUCUUGUGUUUCUGAUGACAACCAGUUGGCAGAAAUGAUGGAAUGCCUCAAGCAGACAAAUAGCACGCCUCCCCUUGUGCAAGAAUGCAUGGUCCCAUGUCGUGAUGACUGCACCUUCACUACCUGGUCCAGGUUUACGCCCUGCUCAGCGAAUUGUGAAACAACCCGAAUUAGACGGCGGCAGCUCACAGGGAAAAGCAGAAAGAAGGAGAAAUGCCAAGAUACUCACCUGUACCCUCUAGUAGAAACGGAACUCUGUCCUUGUGAUGUGUUUAUAUCCCAACCUUAUGGAAACUGGUCAGAUUGCAUUCUUCCAGAAGGCAGAAGGGAGCCUCAGCGAGGAUUGCGGGUACAAGGAGACACCAAAGAAUGUGGAGAAGGCGUGCGCUUUCGAUCAAUAGCCUGCUCUGAUAAAAAUGGAAGACCCGUUGACCCCUCCCACUGCAGCAGCUCUGGUUAUAUUCAAGAAAAAUGUGUCAUUCCCUGCCCAUUUGAUUGCAAGUUAAGCGACUGGUCUAAUUGGGAACCUUGCAGCUCAUCUUGUGGGUUUGGAGUGAGAAUUCGAUCCAAAUGGCUAAAAGAAAAACCUUACAAUGGAGGUCGCCCAUGUCCCAAACUGGAUCUCAAGAAUCAGGUGCAUGAGGCAGUCCCAUGCUACAGUGAGUGCAAUCAGUAUUCCUGGGUUGUAGACCACUGGUCUCCAUGCAAAAUCAACAACGAGCUGAGGUCCCUGCGAUGUGGAGAAGGAACACAAUCUAGGAAAAUCAGGUGUGUGAAUACCGCUGACACUGAAGGCGGGGCAGUGGACAAUAGCCUAUGCAACCAGGAUGAAAUUCCCCCAGAAACCCAGUCCUGUUCUCUGCUGUGUCCCAGUGAAUGUGUCAUGUCUGACUGGGGACCAUGGAGCAAAUGCCCACAGUCAUGCGACCCCCAUGCAAUGCAGAGAAGAACCCGCCAUCUGCUGAGACCCUCACUGAGCUCGAGGACCUGUCCUGAAGACUCACAAGUGCGGCCCUGCCUGCUUAAUGAAAAUUGCUUCCAGUUCCAGUACAAUCUGACAGAGUGGAGCAUAUGCCAGCUGCAUGAAAAUGCCACCUGUGGGCAAGGCGUCAGGACCCGCCUUCUGAGCUGUGUGCGCAGUGACGGCAAACCAGUCGGUAUUGACCAGUGCCAGCAGAGUAACUUGGAGAAGCCACAGAGGAUGAGCGUUAACUGCCUGGUGGAAUGCGUGGUCAACUGUCAGCUUUCGGAGUGGACAGCUUGGACACAGUGUUCACAGACCUGUGGCCAUGGAGGUCGAAUGAGCAGGACUCGAUUUAUCAAUAUGCCCACCCACGGAGAAGGACGGCCAUGCCCCACAGAGCUUACCCAGCAGAAAACCUGCCCGGUGACCCCCUGCUACACCUGGGUCCUUGGAAACUGGUCCGCAUGUAAUUUGGAGGGUGGAGACUGUGGUGAAGGAGUCCAGGUCCGCAGCCUUUCCUGUGUGGUCCACAAUGGUUCAAUCUCUCACACACCGCUACGUGUAGAUGAUGCAUUGUGUGGAGAAAUGCCCUUUCAAGACAGCAUCAUGAAGCAGCUGUGUUCUGUGCCUUGCCCAGGAGACUGCCAUUUAACUCAGUGGUCAGAGUGGAGCACGUGUGAAUUAACCUGCAUCGAUGGAAGAAGCUUUGAGUCUAUGGGCCGCCAAUCUAGGUCACGGACAUUUAUAAUUCAGUCUUUUGAGAACCAACACAGCUGCCCCCAGCAGGCUCUAGAAACACGCCCUUGUACAGGAGGCAAGUGUUAUCACUACACGUGGAAAACAAGUCUUUGGAACAAUAAUGAGCGAACUGUGUGGUGCCAACGUUCAGAUGGCAUUAACGUCACAGGAGGCUGCCCCCCUCAGGCACGCCCUGCUGCUAUCCGGCAGUGUAACCCAGCCUGCCGAAAACCUUUCUCCUACUGCACACAGGGCGGAGUCUGUGGUUGUGAGAAGGGCUUUAUAGAGAUAAUGAGAUCAAACGGUUUCCUGGAUUACUGCAUGAAAGUACCUGACUCAGAGGAUAAAAAAGCUGAUGUUAAAAACCUUGCUGGAAAAAACAGACCUGUGAAUUCAAAGAUACAUGAUAUUUUUAAAGGAUGGUCUCUUCAACCCCUUGACCCAGAUGGCCGAGUAAAAAUUUGGGUUUAUGGCGUUUCUGGUGGCGGUUUUCUUAUCAUGAUUUUCCUAGUAUUUACUUCCUACCUUGUUUGCAAGAAGCCAAAACCACAUCAAAGCACACCUCCCCAACAGAAGCCUCUGACCUUAGCCUACGACGGAGACUUAGACAUGUAA